Messenger RNA from Amblyraja radiata (thorny skate), 3132 nucleotides. It is a transcript of the gene tbck, whose product is annotated as TBC1 domain containing kinase. The record is from RefSeq and is a predicted model, not a curated record. Gene Ontology annotation, molecular function: ATP binding; protein kinase activity. Gene Ontology annotation, cellular component: nucleus. The coding region runs from base 92 to 2767 and encodes 891 amino acids. Lineage: Eukaryota; Metazoa; Chordata; Chondrichthyes; Rajiformes; Rajidae. Gene Ontology annotation, biological process: protein phosphorylation. The transcript has 26 exons.
CUACAGGUCCCAGGGUGCAGUGGGGGCGCGGCAAGGCCGCGGAUGAGCAGGAGCUGCAAGCGGUAUGCCAUGACACUGAAUUGAGAAUAAAAUGUUUCCACUUAAGGAUGCCCAGCUUGGAGCCUUCACAUUUUUUGCUUCUGCGCUUCCACAUGAUGUGUGCGGCAGUAAUGGGCUACCACUCACUCCAAACUCUGUCCGAAUUCUCGGACGAUUCCAGAUCCUCAAGGCCAUCUCUCAUCCCAGGCUCUGCCAGUACGUGGACAUCUUACGUGGCAAACACGAAAGGCUGGUGGUUGUUACUGAACAUUAUGAGAGGAGUCUGGAAGAUCUAUUAAAGGAAAGAAAGACAACCAGUCUUGGAAGGGUUCUGCAAAUAGCCUUCGAAGUGCUGGAAGGACUGGAAUACAUGAACAGACAUGGAAUAGUUCAUCGAGCACUUGCACCGCACAAUAUUCUUCUGAAUUGUGAGGGUCACAUUAAGCUGGGCAAGUUUGGUCUGUAUCACAUGACUGGUUACAACGCUGACGUUGACUUUCCUAUCGGGUAUCCUUCCUAUUUGGCACCUGAGGUUAUCACUCAAGGAAUGGCGAAACCCACUGAUCAUACAAAGAGUGAGAGUUCAACACCCUCGGGUCCCAAAGUCGACGUAUGGUCUCUUGGUGUGAUCCUCCUUGAACUCUGUGUGGGUCAAAGACUGCUCCAGAGCAUAGAUAUUUCCGAAAGGCUAAAAUUCCUCCUAAAUCUAGAUUGUGUGGAUGACAUCCUGACCGUCAUAUCUGAAGUGCAUGGCUGCUUCGAGAUUACCAGGGAUUUUCCCAACGAUGUUCUAACACUGCUGAAAAAAUGCCUGACCUAUCACCCAUCCAAAAGACCUACUCCAGCUGAACUGCUGAAAGAUGACUUAUUCAGCGAGGUUUCUGCCUUGUACACACCGUUCCGCAAACCUGAUAGCCUAUUUUCCUCCUCUCUGCGUUGUGCUGACCUGAGCAUCCCUGAUGAUGUGGGAACAUUCUGUAAAGAUGAAGAAUAUCUUUCGGAAAGAUCUGUUGACGAAGUCUAUUAUCUAUGGUGUUUGGCUGGAGGAGACUUGGAAAAGGAGCUCGCAAGCAACGGAAUCAUUCGUUCUAAGCCACCAAUUUGCACCUUGUCAAAUUUUAUCUUAGAAGAUGGAGAAAGUUUUGGACAAGUAAGAGAUAGAAGCUUCCUGCUGGAUGACACAACAUUGACGCUGUCAUUAUGCCAACUCAAGAAUAGAUUGAAAGAUGUUGCUGGCGAAGCAUUUUACCCUUUGCUGGAAGAUGAGCAGUCGACUAUAUCACCUUCCAACAGCAACCAAGAACUUUCUGCUGCAGCCUCACUGCCUCUCAUUAUACGCGAGAAAGAUACGGAGUACCAGCUACACCGAAUCAUACUCUUUGACAGGCUGCUAAAGGCUUACCCGUAUAAAAAGAAUCAAAUAUGGAGAGAAUCAAGAGUGGACAUUCCUCCAUUGGUGAGAGGUUUGACCUGGGCUGCACUACUUGGAGUCGAGGGAGACAUUCAAGCAAAAUAUGAUGCGAUUGACAAAGAUACUCCAAUACCAACUGAUCGACAGAUCGAGGUGGAUAUCCCACGCUGUCAUCAGUACGAUGAGCUGCUGUCGUCGCCAGAAGGUCAUGGAAAGUUCAGGCGUGUUUUAAAGGCCUGGGUAGUCUCCCAUCAAGACCUGGUGUACUGGCAAGGUUUGGAUUCGCUGUGUGCACCAUUCCUGUACCUAAAUUUUAAUAACGAAGCAUUGGCCUAUGCUUGCAUGUCUUCAUUUAUUCCCAAGUACUUGUUCAACUUCUUCUUGAAAGAUAAUUCUCAUGUUAUACAAGAGUAUCUUACGGUGUUUUCCCAGAUGAUUGCUUUCCAUGACCCUGAGUUGAGUAACCAUCUCAAUGAGAUUGGCUUCAUUCCAGAUCUUUAUGCAAUCCCAUGGUUUCUCACAAUGUUUACACAUGUGUUUCCUUUGCACAAGAUCUUUCACCUAUGGGACACAUUACUCCUGGGCAAUUCUUCAUUCCCGUUCUGCAUAGGGGUGGCUGUUCUUCAACAGUUACGAGACAGGCUACUGGCCAACGGAUUCAAUGAAUGCAUUCUACUGUUUUCGGAUUUACCAGAAAUUGACAUUGAGCGUUGUGUGCGAGAGUCCAUCAAUCUUUUCUGUUGGACACCGAAAAGUGUUACUUACCGACAGCACGCGCAACCGCCCAAGCCUGGAUCAGAUGGCAAUGGCGUUCCUCGACCAUCAUCUUACUACUCGGCAGACUAUCAAGACAUGCCCAAGACUGAUCUGUCACGUGAACCCAUUAGAUUAAUUGAACUCAAGGCUGAAGUGUCCCCACGGAUAUCUGCAGAGGACCUGAUUGAUCUGUGUGAGUUGUCUGGACCCACCAACUUCAAGAUGCCCACGAAAAAGACAAAAUCAGGGAAGCCAAAGCUGCUCGUGGUGGACAUUCGAAACAGUGAGGAAUUCACUCGUGGCCACAUCAAUGGCAGCAUAAACAUUCCAUACAGUUCUGCCUUCAGCCCGGAUGGUGAGCUGAUACAGUGUGCAUCGACCAGCUUGCUGCAGAGUUUCAAGGGACGCGUCAUUGUCAUUGUAGGAAAUGUGGUCAAGAACACAGCCAAUUUUUCAGAACAUCUAGUGAAACUGGCUUAUCCACGAGUCUGCAUCUUGGACGGAGGAAUCAACAAGAUGAAACUCACGGGACUGCUAAUUGUGCCAUCACCUCAAAUCUGACCAUGUUCACCUGCAGCACCGGGGAAAGAUGUAUGAAGUCGGAGCUGGCUGAGGGCAUUUACAGCACCUGCAUCGAAGGGCAUUACUGGAACCAGUGACUGUAAUCCUUGUCCAUGAAUCGGACAUGAUCAUGAACCUGUAGCGUGGUGCUGAUUUCAACAUUAGUGAAACAUCCACAGAGCAGUGUUAUCCAACAUGAUAUUGAAUCGGUGGAGAUUUGUACCUGAGUGUUAUUCAGCAAGGAGACCUCUGAUGAAUCAUGUUUUUCAUUACUAUCAGAAAUGUAAGACUCGUUUAUUGUGACCUGUGAUUUUAACAGCAUGUUGUAGUACAAUCGUUAUUUAAAGACCAUGCACAAAAUCAAA